This is a messenger RNA of Oreochromis niloticus (Nile tilapia), 2900 nucleotides long. Its product is annotated as zinc finger CCHC domain-containing protein 12. The transcript has 2 exons. Gene Ontology annotation, molecular function: nucleic acid binding; zinc ion binding. NCBI's taxonomy places the organism in Eukaryota, Metazoa, Chordata, Actinopteri, Cichliformes, Cichlidae. Bases 1086 to 2783 code for a protein of 565 amino acids. The record is from RefSeq and is a predicted model, not a curated record.
CCCAUGUGAAAUACAGGGCUGCAAAAUCCCUUUUUGUUAUUUAAGGCUAUAGCCUGUUAUUGUCACAAGGGGGUGCUGUGAUGCAGUCUUGUGUUCGGACGACCUUGCGUCUAGUGCGCAGGAAGCAUUACUUGUCUCUUCCUGUGAGAUCUUCCCUCUGAUGGCGGUCAAGUGCGUGUCGGAGCGCAUGGAAAAAGUAUCUUGGUAUGCAAUGCUGCAACCCGGUUAAUGAGACCAGAUUGUUUUAUGUAUAAAUGCUAAUAAGCUACUGUUUUAUUAGGCCCCGAACUCUGACCACAAAGGGAAUAACAUCUGUCAAGUUAUUUGUGUUGGAAAAUCCCGAUUGGUUUUUUUGAACUACCAGAAAGGAUUCUGGAGAACCACUGACGGCGAGAACAGCCCAAAUGAGAUCCUGGAUGAUCGUGAAAUGGUGUGGCCAGCCAUGCGAUCGGAUUGUGGAUCUUGCCUGAGAAACUGAUUCAAGCAACCCUGGAUUUCAGAUAAGCCCUAUGCACUAUUUUUCCUACCCGGAUAAUAGGGUCUGCACACUGACAAUUCCCCUACAGUACACCUGUUUGGGCUUCAAUGACUUUAAAGGACAAUUCAGACUGGACAAUUCAAACUUCACAAGAGGAACACUUUAAUCUGUUUCAUUCAUUCAAAAGAGCUCUGAUACGAUUCAGUAUAAGUCUUCCAUUUAAGUGUCUUUAUGUUAUUUUAUUUUGUUCUGUUUUGCAUCUAUUCACCUUCAAAACGCACUAUUAGUGUGCAAUUUGGUUUAUUGUGUUGUACAUGUUUAUCAAUGGUACUGAGGCAAUAAAAGUCCCAGUUAUUCACUUCCAAGCCAACUCCUUUUGUGAGUCUCUAAAACAAAACCUCCUUCUGAACCUAGAAAGAUGUCUAGGGUCUCUAUUUGAGGUGAAAGUGUACUGGUCCUGAGUAGAGGCGCUACACAAAACGUGGCGAGCCAGCCAGGAGGUUUAAUUCCUUUUAUUUUUGGAAGUUGAGCAACUGGUGCUUUCAUGCCUUUUGGGUCAAAUCAUUACAUUUGUGCAUGACAUUCUGGGUUGGAGUAAUAAGACAACAUGGAUGUAAUCCAAACUGAAGGUGUCAAAGUACCUAACUCUGUCCUAGUAGGAGGGUUAACAGGUGAUGAGGUUGACAAUGAGGUUAUUGAUUACUUAGGGCAGUUUGGUUCUAUUGGAAGAGUAAUCAAAGUAACUAGCACAGAGGCACAGUUUAAAAACACAGCCAUUGUGGAGUUCCAAUCAGGUGAACCAGUCCAGUUCCUCAAGGAUAGCUUGCCUUGCAAAAGACAAAGCCGUAACCCAAGUGUUGUCCAUCAUAUCCAGCUUCUGUCUGCACUGUAUGCUGCAGACAGGGGUUCAUGUUUAACCCAUUCUUACCUAACUGAACUGAAAGGUCUUGCUAAACUGAGUGGUGCAGAUUUUGAGAAGGUUUUGCUAGAUGAGCUGGCCAGAAUGAAGAAGUCCACUGAGAGUAACCCCACAGUUGGACCAAAUGUAACAGUGCCUAAUCAGAAUCUGCAGCUCACUAGUGACAUAGACCAAGAUGAACCAGCCAUCAUAGAGCAUCAAAGUCCUGUUAAACUGGGCAGUGAUUUAACCCACUUGCCUGAGCAUGACUCUCACUCAUCCUCUCCAAGUGUAGAGGUGACUCCCUCGCACAGAAAAACCACUAUCUACUUACCACCUGAACAGCUCACUACACCUGAAGUACAGAGAGUAGUAGUUGAGCAUGUCAUUAAGAAUAAUGAAAUGCCUUCUCAAGGUCAUGCAAAGCUCAGGCCCUUCUCGGGGAAAACCCCCUGCUCUACUUUCGAAGCUGAUUAUGAUACGUGGCGCAACAAUGUUGAAUUCCACCUCACAGAUAGCACCAUAUCUGACAAACAUAUGGUAAGGAAAAUAGUUGAGAGCCUUCUUCCACCAGCUGCUAACAUUGUAAAGCACCUUGGUCCUAACGCUUCUCCCCAUGACUAUCUCAGCCUUCUUGACUCAGCGUAUGGUACUGUUGAUGAUGGGGAUGAGCUUUUUGCCAAAUUCUUGAGCACAAACCAGAACUCAGGUGAAAAGCCUUCUGCCUAUUUACAGCGGUUGCAGAUAACCCUGAGUAAAGUCAUUAAAAGAGGCGGCAUCACUACAAAUGAUUCAGAUCGCCAACUGCUUAAACAGUUUUGUAGAGGUUGCUGGAACAACAGCUUGAUCACAACCUUGCAGCUUGAGCAGAAGAAGGACAAGCCACCUUCAUUUCCAGAGUUGCUCCUCUUGCUACGUACUGAGGAGGAUCGGCAAGCGGCAAAGUCCAGCCGAAUGAAACAGCACUUAGGCAUUUCUAAGCCUAAGGCGCAUUUAAACUCCCUUGAAGUAGGAGAGUAUGUCACUGAUGAUACAGACGUAUCAGCUGUUAAUGAUAGGCCAGUGUCUUUUGAUGCACAUAAGUUAGAAAGGAAACUUGCAAAGCUACAAGCUCAAGUGGCUUCGCUGAAAGCAUCAGCUAUUGACAGUUCAAGCCAGAACUCUGACAAGCCAAAUAAAAAAACCAAACCUAAGUUCAAGGUUCUUCCUAAGGAGAAAUCUGACCCAAGCGAGACUAAGCUCACUAAGAAGCCACGCCCAUGGUACUGCUUCAGGUGCGGCGAGGAUGGUCAUAUUGCUCCCUCUUGCAGCAAUGAACCAAACCCUGAACUAGUUGAAGUGAAACGUAAGGAGUUCAACCAGAAACUACAAGUCUGGGAGGAACAGAAUAUGUCAGCUUUAAACUAAAAUCAGUUCCUGGGGAGGGACUACCAGGAACUGAAAGUAAUCAUGAACGUCCCAAACCGGAACCUCAGAGUAAAGCAUCUUCUCUCUCUCGUGCAGCACGACCCCAGAUUAGGUUAC